Messenger RNA from Oncorhynchus mykiss (rainbow trout), 3265 nucleotides. Its product is annotated as pygopus homolog 1. NCBI's taxonomy places the organism in Eukaryota, Metazoa, Chordata, Actinopteri, Salmoniformes, Salmonidae. The record is from RefSeq and is a predicted model, not a curated record.
UGCCACGUGGAGAAAUAUGUGACAAUGAUACAAUGUUAACAAUAAUUUCCCAGCGUGACACAGGAUAUCAUGAAGUUGAAUUUGUCUGCUCCUCCCAAACUUUGCAAGCGAUUGCAGCAAUCCUCGUCACACAGAUAGUUGUGAUUGCUCCUGGGGGGAGAGAGCGGUCGGGUGGAGAUGGUGGGCUUGAUGAUCUAGGAGGGCCGGGUGUUCUGCUGGAUAGCCCAGACAAGAAAAAGUGCAAGUCGAACGCACAGGCUCCUUUCUUCGCUCCCCUAUCGGAGUAUGCUCCAUCACCAAACCGAAGUGCCGACCACCUAGUGGCUGCUAAUCCUUUUGAUGACAACUACAACACACCAUCUUUCAAGCCUCUGUCCUCUGGGAACCCAUAUUUUGGCAACCCGCACUACCCUGGCUGCAGUGGCUAUGGCCCGCCCAGGAUGGACCACCUCAUGCCCAAUAGGAUGCCCUCUUCUUACAGGGGUCCCUACCAGACACGAAACCAGCUCCACCCUUUUGCCCAGACUCAAAUGGGCAUGGGGUUCAAUCGACCCCCCGGCUUUAACUAUGGUUACCAUGAAAAUCCCAAUUAUGGUAACCAUCCACCAUUAAACAACAACAACAGUAUCAUGCCACUUCCACCCAAUCAAUCUUUCAGACCAGGUCCCCGUGGCAACUUAAAUCAGGUGCAUCUGCAUAAUGUGACCCAAAGCACUUCUCCUGACAUGGGCCCGAGCUUUAGAUCAGCAGUCAUCCCAAUUGGGAAUCCACCUCCCCGACCCGGCAUGGACUCUAGUCCCGGUUUUAUUCGGCAGCAGCAAAACAACAGCUUUGCCCAGUCCAAUACACCCACACCUAAACAGGACAUGAGUGAAGUGGUGUCAAGCAAAAGUACAUCCCAGAAUACAUCUCCACGGAAACGAAGCCAUGGCUCAGAGGAGCUCAUGGGUCAGAAAAACUCUGUCGACCUGAAAUCAAAGAAUAGAGGCGCCCUGGUCUGUCAGGGUGCAAGUCAGCCUAACACCACAGAGAAAAUCAACGGCAUCAUCCAUCCCAAUAAUGAUUCCCCACAGUCAGGCAGGCACAUGGAGGCAGCCCCCCUGGAGCGGAGUAGAAGCAAUGGAGGUGGUGGUGUGGUCAUCAAUAAGACACUGAUGCAUCCCAACAGGCCUAGCCACUCCUCCACAGAGCCUGUGUUUCCAUGUGGAAUAUGCCUGAAUGAAGUGAAUGAUGACCAGGAAGCUAUCCUGUGUGAGGCCUCAUGUCAAAAAUGGUUCCACAGGGUUUGUACUGGAAUGACUGAGACAGCUUAUAACCUGUUGACAGCAGAGGUGUCGGCAGUGUGGGGCUGUGACAUCUGCAUGGAGGAGAAAGGGGCACAGCUCCAUAGAACAAAGGAGGUAACAGGGCAGCCAGCAGGGCAGCAGCCAACAGUUAACAGUGAGUGAUAUGGUCAUGAAUAUGGGCCAUCAGUAACAUUAUUAAUAUACUGGUUAUACUAUUUCCUUUGCUAUACUUCCUUUGUUGGUGAUUUUUCCUUACGUUUUUACGUAGGGUUUACGAAGGGUUACAUUUUUACCAUUUUGUUGUUUUAUUUGAGAUUUGGUAUAAUUUGGAUAGCAGUGUCUGUCCCCUGCUUAGACCGAUGCAAGAGCUAGACUGAAGUUCUCUUCCCUAUUUUUGGGCAGGUACCAUUGGCCAUGUUGACCACAAUAAUGUCAUUCUCUUAACAAGGUCUUUACUGUUUCGCUCAACUUUCCUGGCCUAUGGUUUAUAUAAGUUAUUAUAACAUCAGUAUGAGUAAGCUAUCCGGAAAGGUUAACUGAUUGACGGAUGCAAACGUAUUCAACGUUUUAAUCAUAUUUUUUUCAACUGUUGUUAUUGUUUGACAGAUUUUGAGCAGUAUGAUUGUUUCCCAAAACAUUGAUAGUCACAGCUGGAGUGGUGUUCCAAAGCCAUACACCUGUACUGUAUGCUAUACAACCAGAAUUGGAUCUGAUACAUUUUGUAUAAAUGAUUCGAUACAUGUGGGUCGUUCCACCAAUUCGAUGCCUUUUGAGGUGUAUAACUUGGUGAGUAGAAAAAAAACUUUUGAAAGUAACAGGGUUGAAGAUGUCAUCUUAAAUCAGACAUAAAUCACCUUGUGACGGGGAAAUUGAAGUUGUGUGUGCAACAGGGAGGGGCAAUUGAAUGCAAGCGCAAGAAAAAAGUAUAAAUGUUCCAAAAAAAAUGUGCCUGUUUAAUCUAUCUAUGGGUAACAGGGUUAACGUGUUAUGCUCGUGUUAUGCUCCCACAGAACACCAGAAAAUGGCCAAAAAGAGUAGAACCAGCUCACCUGAUUUUACAAUAGGAUUUGACUAUUAGAUGUUCAAUCUUUCUUUUCCUUUUUUUUAAAGGAAUCGUUUCACAAUAUUAAAACAAAAGUUCAGUUCACAUAACAGGGUUGACCUUAAAAUGAAUGGCAGGUUGUUGUUUUUUUACCUUAAAAUUAUUCACCAAUCACAUUAAAUCAUCUUCAAAAAAUGACUUUGUCAAAGCAAAUAAAAUAACUAGGGCUUUACAAUGAUGGUUUAAACUUGGAUAAAUCUUAGGGUUUUGUGGGUUAAAUUCUUCCUGGAAGUCAGAGUGCACAGAGGAACAUGUCAAAAUGCAGAAUUUUGGCACUUUAGCAAGUCUUCAUUCAUAUAAAAAAAUCUGAUUUGUUGAAUUCUCCAUGUGGUCUAUAUUAAAGGGCACACCUUUGAAUAUAACAGGCUUUUAAAAUUCAAUAUUGAUGCACAAUUUCUACGUAAAAUACCAAAGGGACGCAAAAGGCACUCAUUUUGUGGAACGAUCCAUGUAUGUUUUUUAAACUGUUGAUAUUGAAUGUAUUUAGAGCCUUAAUGAAGUUACUUUGUAAAACAGUAUACAGAUUAAUCUCAUUUAAAUUAACCUAUUAUAUAAAAGACAUGUAUAAUGCUCUAAAAAUGUUUUUAGUAUGUGUGCACUUUGCUUUAAUUGUAGUAUUUUUGCGCAAACAUGAUGCAUUUAAAUCAACAGUUCUUUAUAUUUUGUUUUCAUUUUGGAAAGGUAAAAUAAUAUGAUAAUUAGUACUAAGAGACAUGCUUACUGCAUAAAGGGAAAAUAAGCUUGGUUCAAAAUAAACUUCUUUGUCAAAAUAUAGUUUCAAGCAUGGCUUCCAUUUUUGCUAAUAGGGAAGGCAGUUUUAGAAGUAGCUUAAAGUAAACUAAAUACACUGCUCAAAAAAAUAAAGGGAACAUUUAAA